CAGACCUGUGGUAUUCUGCCACUGAGGCAGAGAGGAGGAGGAGAGGGACUGUCACUGGGGGAAAUAAGAGAAGAGAACGCAGAUGGAGUCUUUUUGAGAAAAUACAAAAAGAAGAGUGGAAAAAUAAUGAUCUCCUUCCUUUCAUGGGAAACUCAUGUGAAGAAGGGAGCUCCGUGGGGAAAUGUGAGAGCCAACUGGCAGCAGGGUGGAAAUCUGAGGAGGAAACACAUAGAACAGGACAACCAGUACCGUUCUGGAUUUAAAGAAAACACAUCAGUGAGUCGACAGAGGGUUGAGGAUCCAACCCAGAGGACAGAGGAGUGAUGUCUUGGCUGUCACCUGUGUCAUGGGCCAAAUGGACGUGGACGGCGGUGCGAGGGGGAGAAGAGGAGGAUGAGGAGGGGAGGGAGGCCAGCGAGGAGAGCGAGCAACGUGGAGAGAGAGGGGAGGAAAGAGAGGAGGAUGAAAGAUCUCAAGGCUUCAGCUCUGACUCAGAGGGGAAUUUUGGCACCCCUGAAGCUGCAACUCCUGUCCACGUGCCUGCGACCAUCCUGGGAGAGCUGGAGAACAACAACACUGAUGCAGAAAAAACAGACUUGGAUCAGGACGAGCACCUGAUAGUGACAGCUCCUGUUGACGAUCACAACGGUUUUCUUAGACACAACAUGGGUCAGGAUGAGCCUGUGGUCCCCAUGGGGGGCCCACUGGAAAUAAACAUGCAGACACUGGAAGCAGAAAAAACAGAUGCUCUGGGCUCCAUGCUUGUCCCUGAUUCCUCCUCAGUGAAGGAAUCUCCUCAGCAGGCCGAAUGCACAGUGCCUUCCUCUGAGGCAUCUCAGGACACAGAAUCCAUCCUACAUGCAGACCCCGUCCUUGAUCUAGCUCCAGCUCAAACUCCUGCCCCAAUCUCAGCCCCAGCCCCAAUCUCAGCCCCAACCCUAGCUCCUGCCCCAAUCUCAGCCCCAGCCCUAGCUCCUGCCCCAAUCUCAGCCCAAGACCCGGCUCCUGCCCCAAUCGUAGCCGUAGACCCAGCCCCAGCUCCUGCCCCAAUCUCAGCCCCAGCCCUAGCUCCUGCCCCAAUCUCAGCCCAAGACCAGGCUCCUGCCCCAAUUGUAGCCGUAGCCCCAGCCCCAGCUCCUGCCCCAAUCUCAGCCCCAGCCCUAGCUCCUGCCCCAAUCUCAGCCCUAGACCCGGCUCCAGCCCCAAUCGUAGCCGUAGCCCCAGCCCCAGCUCCUGUCCCAAUCACAGCCCCAGCUCCUGCCCCAAUUUCAGCCCCAGACCCAAUCACAGCCCCAAUCACACCCCCAGCUCCUGCUCAAAUCUUAACCCCAGCUCCUGCCCCAGUCUCAGCCCCAGCUCCUGCCCAAAUCUCAGCCCCAGCUCGAGUCCUUGCUUUUGCCCCAGCACCAGACCCAGACUCAGUACAGAGCAGUGAACCUGAGGAAAAACCUUUAACUGUUUCAGAACCAGAGUGCAAUGGCCUCCCCAAACAGACGGAGCCCAUUCGAAAGACUAAAACCAGCAAACCUAAGCCUCCGGCCCUGAAAAUGAAGGUUUCUCUGGACGAGCUUGGACAAUCAAAUGAGGAACAAGAACUUCCUGUUCCCAAUGCCACAUACAACUUUGAUCCUGACCAGCUGGAUGGGAGCUUUAACCCUUUUACCAGUGGUGGACCAAAAAUCCAAAACUCUCCUCCCCCAUGCAGUCCAGACUCUCUACCGAGACUUGAGCCACCUGGUAGCUCAUUUCCUGUUUGCGAGGCCAGCUCAGCAGCAGAACCACAGAUAAUGGAGCCCUCAUCUGAGACUAAACCUAUGAUUCUGGAGUUCGGUCUGGAUGAGGGGCCAGUCAGUAAACCACCUCCGAGGAAAUUAGGUGGAAAAAAGACAAUCAGUAAAUUCACAGCAAAGAAGCAGAGGCCAAAAAGACAAGAGGCCUACAGCAAACCUGCACCAGAACCCACAGAGCCAGAACCAGUACCUCAACCAGAACCAGAACUAGAACCAAUUUCACAGGCAAUUUCAGAACCAGUUACAGAUCCUCUCCCAGCAACUUCUUUGCCAGUUUCAGACUCUUCCGCUCCAUUGAACCUUGACGACGUUCCUAUUCCUAAAUCAGGAACAUACAACUUUGAUCCUGACCAGCUGGAUGGGAGCUUCAACCCUUUUACCAGUGGUGGACCAAAAAUCCAAAACUCUCCUCCCCCAUGCAGUCCAGACUCUCUACCGAGACUUGAGCCACCUGGUAGCUCAUUUCCUGUUUGCGAGGCCAGCUCAGCAGCAGAACCACAGAUAAUGGAGCCCUCAUCUGAGACUAAACCUAUGAUUCUGGAGUUCGGUCUGGAUGAGGGGCCAGUCAGUAAACCACCUCCGAGGAAAUUAGGUGGAAAAAAGACAAUCAGUAAAUUCACAGCUAAGAAGCAGACGCCAAAAAGACAAGAGGCCUCCAGCAAACCUGCACCAGAACCCACAGAGCCAGAACCAGUACCUCAACCAGAACCAGAACUAGAACCAAUUUCACAGGCAAUUUCAGAACCAGUUACAGAUCCUCUCCCAGAAACUUCUUUGCCAGUUUCAGACUCUUCCGCUGCAUUGAACCUUGACGACGUUCCUAUUCCUAAAUCAGGAACAUAUAACUUUGAUCCCAACCAGUGGGAUGACCCGAGCUUCAAUCCGUUUGGCAGUAACAGCAACACGAGCAGCUCUCCUGUGCUCCCCAAGGGCUCUUACAGCUUCGACCCAGACACAUUUGAUGACUCUGUGGACCCUUUUAAAUCCUCCCAAAGUCUGAGCACAGAGGAAUCGUCCAGUAGCACCGCUCAGCCCGAGAAGAAAGUGAAAGAAGAAGUAAAGCAGAAAGCUGGGCCCUUGCCUGGUGAGAAGAAAGUGAGGCAGAUUCCCAAGAAAAGCAAAGAGAGGAAUUCCUGUAAAGUACAGAAAUAUGAUGAAAGCCAGUCCAUGGUGCUUGAUGUGUGUAAUCAGGGGGAGGACGAGGUGGUGGUUCAGACCCCAGAGAUCACUCAGCGGGUUAAUCAUGCCACCGAUGAGGAGAAGUUGGCCUCCACUGGCUUCAUGGGCCAGACAAUGGAGAGCCAGGAGGAGAAGGGAGAACCUGAAUGUAAUAAGGCACCAGUUGAUGUUAUGGAUGGCCCUAAGACAAAGAUUUCAGAUAAGCAGGAGGAGGAGGACCCCUGCAGCCUGAAGGAAGAUAUAAGUGAGUUAUGCAUGAACCAAACUAUAAAGAUUAGCAGCACCGAUGCCACAGGCCCAGGAGCCUUGAGCCAGGACAACUUACCACUGAGUGAGAUGGACAAGGCUGCAGUUCUCACCCUGAUCAGAGAAGAGAUCAUCACUAAAGAGAUUGAGGUGAACGAGUGGAGGAGAAAGUGCGAGGAGAGCAGGGCUGAGGUUUUUGAGAUGAGGAAAAUAGUUGCAGAAUAUGAGAGGACAGUUGCACAGAUGAUUGAGGACGAGCAGCAGCAGAAGACGCUGUCCUGCAGUAAGUCAGUGAGGCAGCUGACCUUAGAGAGAGAUCAGGCUCUUGCUGACCUCAACUCAGUGGAACGCUCCUUUGCUGACCUCUUCAGGAGGUAUGAAUCCUUGAAGGGAGUCCUGGAAGGCUUCAAGAAGAAUGAGGAGGUGCUGAAGAAGUGUGCACAGGACUACCUGAUGAGGAUCAAGCAGGAGGAGCAACGAUACCAAACCCUCAAGGUUCAUGCUGAGGAGAAACUGGACAAGGCGAAUGAAGAGAUAGCCCAGGUGCGAGGCAAGGCCAGCGCUGAGGGCGUGGCUCUGAACGCCAGCCUGAGGAUGGAGCAGAUGAAGGUGGACUCACUUGAAAGAGCUGUGCUUCAAAAGAAUCAAGAGAUCGAGGAGCUCACCAAGAUCUGCGAUGAACUGAUCGCCAAAAUGGGAACAGACUGAUAGGCCUACGUGUGAUGUAAAUUCUGUACAGGACAUCUCAGCGUUCUCUUUGUCAGCUCAUGUGUUUAAAUAAUUGGAGAUUAUUGAAAUACAGGUUGAAAUAUGGUUGCACUUUCUUGUGAUAUUUUCAGAAUGAAAUAUAAAGCAGAUUUAUGUCAUUGUGUAAUUUAAGAAGCACAAAGUUAUCUUGAGGGGUAUUUUAAUAAUAUUGAAGGAGAAGUAAGGUGAUCAAAUUCCUGCUAUGAUUUGUUGAUCUUUUAUUUUGGAUUUAAUUAAUUAUUUUGAGGUUAAAUGAUUAGUCGUGAUGUUUUUCAUCUUCUCCUUUAUUUUCCAACAUCAUUUUUUAUCAAACUUCUCUCACACAAGGCUGUAGAAAAUAAUGUGGAAACUAAGAGAAAGAAAAUGUGCACAGACACUUUUGACCACAGAAGGUCUACAAUGUUAAAUCUGAUACAGGAAAACAAAUGAGUGUAUUCAAUUUAAAAUUUGAUGGUAUUUCAUUUGUGAUACAGAUAGUUUUGCUCUGCUGUUUACUUUUUAUCAUCAGUAAAUGAGCUGGAAGUAAUAUUGCAGAUAUUUUUCAUCAUUAUUGUUUCACAGAUUUUGAAGUCAAACCACAACGAUUUUACAUCUUGAUCACUUGACCCUUUACAUCUCGGGGAUUGGGAUCGGGAAAUUUCAGGAGCACUUAUGAAGCUCAAGCCUUUCACUCAGCUAUAUAAUAUGUUCAUUUGAUGGGAGUUUGAUGAUGGGUGAAGAUGAACGUUUCAAGUAGUACAAUUUUGCUUAUUAUACUUAAUAAUGAACCAUGUGCCAAGAUUAAUUUUCUCUCGCUCUGCCUUUGAGUGUGGAAAAGCACAGUCUGACGCUGCCAUGUAGAUAUAUUUGGAUCGUAUUGAUAUUUUAUGUGUGUGCUCACAUGUUGCUAGUGUGCCUUUAUUUUGUUUAUUAUGAAAAAGAGAGUUUGUCACACCUCAUUGUUUCCAUAGUCUGUUGCCAAAAUGUAUAUUUCUAGGACUAAAGUACAACAGUGAGUCAGCAUGGGUUUACAGUUAUAAUGUUUUACCUGCAGUUAAAAAAACAAUGAUUUAUUUGUGCACAAGAUGGACCACAUUACUUUUAUGGUAAAGGUCUGUGAUUUGGGAGCAGUUUAUGAUCACAUGUCCAGUGGACAUCCUCUGGUCAGAUAUCACUCAGACAUGUAUCAUAUAUAAAAGACAGGUUUUUGUAUAAAAACCUUAUUUCAUGUCAGCACAAUCAGUUGUAAAAUGUUUGUGUAAACUGAGAUGGGUUUCAGUGUGACCUUGUCCGGUUGUGUUGGUGUUACAGUGAAGGUGCUUUUCAAUGCAAACCCAUUGUUACAUUAUAAUAUGCGUGAAUUUGAUACUUUAUGAAAAGAAUAUUCCGAAUUCCAUUGCUAAUAUUUGUAAACUUGAAGAAUUAAUAAGAAUAUACUCAGAUUAUUUUGUGCAUUCCUGAAUAAAUGGUUUAAAAGAUUUAAUAUGA
Molecule: messenger RNA, 5429 nt
Organism: Limanda limanda (common dab)
Lineage: Eukaryota; Metazoa; Chordata; Actinopteri; Pleuronectiformes; Pleuronectidae
Product: transforming acidic coiled-coil-containing protein 1-like
Exons: 13
Coding region: 324-3923 (1199 amino acids)
Biological process (GO): cell population proliferation; mitotic spindle organization; cerebral cortex development
Cellular component (GO): cytoplasm
Source: RefSeq, a predicted model, not a curated record